Messenger RNA from Orycteropus afer afer, 1665 nucleotides. It is a transcript of the gene IL1R1, whose product is annotated as interleukin 1 receptor type 1. Gene Ontology annotation, biological process: regulation of inflammatory response; signal transduction. Gene Ontology annotation, molecular function: interleukin-1, type I, activating receptor activity. NCBI's taxonomy places the organism in Eukaryota, Metazoa, Chordata, Mammalia, Tubulidentata, Orycteropodidae. The record is from RefSeq and is a predicted model, not a curated record. The transcript is spliced from 11 exons.
AUGGUAGUGGAAUUGGAUAAAUGCCAGGAAUUUGAAGAUGAAAUAGUUCCCAUUUUUUCUGCAAAUGAAAUUAUUGUUCGUUUGUGUUCUAAGUGGACUGAAAACAAAGGCACUAGAAUUUGGUAUAAAAAUGACAGCAAGACACUUAUAUCUGUGGAACGAGACUCCAGAAUUCAUCAGUUCAAAGAUAAACUCUGGUUUGUUCCUGCUAAGGUAGAGGAUUCAGGACAUUACUAUUGUGUGGUAAGAAAUUCAACUUACUGCCUCAAAGUUAAAACAACUGUGAAAUUUGUGGAGAAUGAGCCUAACUUGUGUUACAACACACUAGUUACAUUUCCACAGAAACUACCCACUGGACAACAUGGAGCACUUGUGUGCCCUAAUUUGAAUUUGUUUAAAGAUGAAAAUUAUGAGUUUCCCCAGGUCCAGUGGUAUAAGGAUUGCAAACCUUUUCUUCUUGACAAUAUAAAAUAUAUUGGAGAAGGAAAUAAACUCUUCAUAAUUAAUGUCACUGAAGAACAUAAAGGGAUAUAUUCUUGUCAUGCGUCUUAUAUGUACUUGGGAAAACAAUAUCAUAUUACCCGUGUAAUAGAAUUUACUCCUACAGAAAGAUACAAAUGAAAUAGAAAUGAGAUAUGUCACCCAAGCAAUGAUACCCUAAUACUGUUGUUAGGAUCCCAGACCCAAUUGAUCUGCAAUGUCACUGGUCAGAGUUUUGUCCAGUGGUGGUGGAAUGGAUCAUACAUUGAUGACGAUGAUCCAGUGUUGGCUGAAGAGUAUGAAAUAGUGGAAAAUCCAACCAGAAAAAGGCAAACAAUAAUCUUAAUGCUUAAUAUUUCAGAAGUGGAAAGUAGAUUUUAUCUAUACCCAUUUACCUGUACAGCCAUGAAUGGACUUGGCAAAAACGAAGCAUAUGUCCAAUUAAUACAUCCAGUCCAUGAUUGCCAGAACCACGUGAUUGGGAUAUUUGUCAUGUUGACAGCAGUAAUUACGUGCUCCAUUUUCAUCUAUAAAAUCUUCAAGGUUGACAUUGUGCUUUGGUACAGGGAUUAUUGCUAUGCUUUUCUCUCAGAAAAAGCUUCAGAUGGAAAAAUCUAUGAUGCUUAUAUAUUGUAUCCAAAGACCAUUGCAGAAGGAUCCACUUCUAACUCAGAUAUUUUUGUGUUUAAAAUCUUGCCUGAAGUCUUGGAAAAACAAUGUGGCUAUAGCCUGUUCAUUUAUGGAAGGAAUGAUUAUGUUGGGGAAGACAUUGUUGAGGUCAUUGAUGAAACCAUAAAGAAAAGCAGAAGACUGGUUAUCAUUUUAGUCAGAGACACGUUGGAAUUCAGCUGGCUGGGGAGCACAUCUGAAGAGCAGAUAGCUCUGUAUAGUACUCUCAUUCAAGAUGGAAUUAAAGUUAUCCUGCUUGAACUGGAGAAAAUCCAAGACUAUGAGAAAAUGUCAGAAUCAAUUAAAUUCAUUAAGCAGAAAAACAGACCCAUACGAUGGUCAGGGGACUUUACGGAGAAGUCACAGUCUGCAAGGACAAGAUUCUGGAAGAAUGUAAGGUACCACAUGCCAGCUCAGCGGAAACUGCCUUCAUCCACCCACAGCUUACUGUCUCCAGCCACUAGCUCAAACUCUAUGGAGAAAUUGCAAAGAGAGGUCCAUGUGCCUCUUGGGUAG